AGCUACACUUCAGCCAUUCAAUUAUCUCAAGGCGACACGAAAAACGUCUUAGGAAAGGUCAUCCGCUAAGUAAUUAUCUCGUUAUCAGCGUGAUAUAUCUUAAUGGCUUGGUGGUUAGCACAUUAAUGUGCCUGCUUAGUAGACUGACAGGUAGAGCGAGUUUUUACGCGUGAAAAAUUAUCAAGCGUCUACCUGUAACCAUGACAACUGAAGUAUCUUCGGACAACAAGCUGCCAAGUGUGUUCCUUGGUCAGUCCGGGCUAAAAGUUUCUAACUUAUGCUUGGGUACCAUGACAUUUGGAGAAUCUCAGACAGGAAGAAUUGGACAAAGUGACGAGGAUUUAUCGCAUCAGAUCAUCAACCGUUUUGUUGAAAGGGGAGGUAACUUUUUUGACACAGCCAACGUGUAUGGCCGGGGUACAUCAGAGAACAUUCUCGGGAAAUGGCUGGAAAGGCAAACGAGAGACAAUUUUAUCAUCGCCACCAAAGUUCGAUCCAACAUGGGCGUAGAAAACAACCCAAACAAUGUGGGACUGAGCAGAAAACAUAUAACAUCCAGCAUUGACGCCAGUUUAGGACGCCUCCGAACAGACUACGUGGAUCUCUAUCAAGCGCAUGCCUUUGACGACGGAACAAGACUUGAAGAAACGUUACGUACUUUCGAUGACCUGGUCCGUGCUGGUAAAGUUCGUUACAUUGGUGUCAGCAAUUUUACAGGGUGGCAGCUCCAGAAACUGGUGGAUACCUCAGAGAGACUCGGACUGAACCCGAUAGUUAGCUUACAGCAACAAUACAGUCUUGUGUGCAGAGAGUCAGAGUUUGAGCCAUUUCAAGUUUGUAAGACUGCAGGCAUAGGCGUGUUGCCAUGGAGUCCACUGAAAGGUGGUCUGCUGACAGGAAAGGUCAAGCGUGGCGUAGAGCCAACGGAGGGACGACUAGGAUGGUCGGUGGCCAACGCUAAAGCCAGGAACCAAACAGCGCCAGUUCUGUCAAGCUUAAGUGAUCGGACAUUUGAUAUAAUUGAGUCUGCAGAAAACAUUGGGCAGAAAUAUGGUCGCAGUGUUGCUCAGGUAGCGUUACGUUGGCUGCUGCAGAAAGAUGUGGUCUCCUCUGUUAUCAUAGGGGCCAGAACUCUGGAGCAGCUUGAAGACAAUUUGGGGGCUGGCAGUGGCUGGGCUUUGUCACAAGAGGAGAUGAACUUGCUGGAUGACCUGUCCAAGCCCUCCAUUCAAUAUCCUUACGACAAUCUUAUCCAGAGAAACGCUGAUCGUCAGAACCGAAACGCCAUCAGCUCAUAUGUCAAGUCCAUCUAGACUCUAUACUGAAGCUGUCUAAACAUAGAUAGUCCAUCUAGACUCUAUAUUGAAGCUGUCUAAACAUAGAUAGUCCAUCUAGACUCUAUAAUGAAACUGUCUAAACAAUGAUACAUGUAUAACCACUGAUACUUGCCCUUAGACUAUAAAUCUAGUCCCACUAAGUAAUGUAUUAUAUAAAGUAAGAAUGUAUUUGCCUAACCAGUUGGAACCAUUAGUUAAAGCAGGCGUUACCUACUUCUAUGAGCAUGAAUAAAAGCAAGUUAUGCUGUGACGAAGUCAAACUAUGGACUAUAGAAACUCAAAAUGACCACAACAAUUAGAAUUUAUAUCGUGCAUGUGUUACGGCCAAAAUUCGAAGCAUGGCCAGUUCCCUUAACAUUAAAUUUAGUCUAAGAUAUCUUCUAAAUGUCCAUUGAUCAGAGAUGAUUCACCAUCUUUCAAACCUUAAUGGCUAUAUAAAACAUGUUACGAACUGGGCACACUCCCACAAUUGUAUUAGGCUGUGGCCUCAAUAGAAUUUUACAUUAUUCAGAGCCAUUGUAGACAUGGCAUUAAUCCCCACCCCACAUUGUUUAUUUUUACAAAGCUUAUAUCAUCUUACUGUCUAUCUGUAUGUGUGGGAAAUUUGUACACCCAAUCUCGAUCAAGUUGAAACUUUACACAAUUAUUUAUCGUACCUGCUAAAGCAUGAAUCAAUAAAAACAUUUAACCAAUAAGGUAAUUAUUAAUUGAUAAUUCUUUUGUUUGGUACCGAAAAAUAGAAAGAAAUGCUUUUUAUUCAGAAAUGUGGCUCUAUAUAUAUAUGGAGAUUUUCCCCUUACUACGUCUUGUACAUGCUCUUUCUCCCACUUCAAGUUUUAUGACAACACAUGAAUCUAUAAAAACAAGACAAAUUAGAUUAGUAAAUCAAUUAUUAGCAAUUAAUUAAUUUUGUUUUUAUAGCAGGUAGGCAGUUAAACCAUCCUGAGAUCUAUUGCAGUUGAUAAAGGUUAUUAACCUAAGAUAGACUUUAUUUUUUCAAGUUUUGUUUUUGUAUGUUUUGUUGCACGCUAUGAAGUAACAUACAAUACAAGCCUGAUUCCGAUUCAAA
Messenger RNA from Biomphalaria glabrata, 2406 nucleotides. RefSeq names its product 1-deoxyxylulose-5-phosphate synthase YajO-like. Gene Ontology annotation, molecular function: oxidoreductase activity. The record is from RefSeq and is a predicted model, not a curated record. Lineage: Eukaryota; Metazoa; Mollusca; Gastropoda; Planorbidae. The coding region runs from base 201 to 1313 and encodes 370 amino acids. The transcript is spliced from 10 exons.